Scomber scombrus (Atlantic mackerel) is the source of this 3325-nucleotide messenger RNA. RefSeq names its product solute carrier family 35 member E3 (gene slc35e3). The record is from RefSeq and is a predicted model, not a curated record. The transcript has 8 exons. Bases 267 to 1208 code for a protein of 313 amino acids. Gene Ontology annotation, cellular component: Golgi apparatus. Gene Ontology annotation, molecular function: antiporter activity; nucleotide-sugar transmembrane transporter activity. NCBI's taxonomy places the organism in Eukaryota, Metazoa, Chordata, Actinopteri, Scombriformes, Scombridae.
GAGAGCCGAGUGAAGAAAAAUCCUCCAGGACGGCACCGGGGAUUCCUCACUGCAGAGGCCGGGUUUGGAGCUCCGAGAGCCGGGUAGAGACACGCGCACGGCCCGGUAGUCUUUCUGGAGGUUUUUUUUAACCUGGAGCCUGACAGACAGAGACUGACACAGGAGGGAGAAGUUGGGGGACAGAUGGAAAGAUGGAGACCACAGUUUGAACAGUCGAGUCUUCGAGGUUAAACUGUAAAAUAUAAGCUAAUAAACAUUCAGGAGUCAUGGCCGACAGACUGUUCAAUCUAUCAGCCAACAGGCGCAUCGUCGUCGGCCUGCUGGUCAACCUGCUGUCUUCCAUCUGCAUCGUCUUCAUCAACAAAUGGAUCUACGUCCACUACGGCUUCCCCAACAUGACCCUGACCCUCGUUCACUUUGUGGUGACGUGGCUGGGGCUCUGGGCCUGCCAAAAAAUGGACAUUUUUGCUCCGAAAAGCCUUCCUGUUCGCCGGAUCGUGUGGUUGGCUCUGAGCUUCUGUGGGUUCGUGGCCUUCACCAACCUUUCCCUGCAGAACAACUCGAUAGGAACGUACCAGCUGGCUAAAGCCAUGACCACGCCCGUCAUCAUCCUCAUCCAGACCACCUACUACAAGAAGACCUUCUCCACCAAGAUUAAACUAACUCUGGUGCCCAUAACAUUAGGAGUGAUACUGAACUCGUACUAUGACGUGCGGUUCAACAUGCUGGGGACGACGUUCGCAUCGCUGGGUGUCCUGGUGACGUCACUGUACCAAGUGUGGGUGGGAGCUAAACAACAUGAGCUCCAGGUCAACUCCAUGCAGCUUCUGUACUAUCAGGCUCCGCUGUCGUCAGGCUUCCUGCUCUGUGUUGUUCCGAUGUUUGAGCCGCUGACUGGAGACGGAGGAAUAUUUGGACCCUGGUCUGUGGCUGCUCUGGUGACGGUUCUGUUCUCAGGCUUGGUGGCGUUCCUGGUCAACCUGUCCAUCUACUGGAUCAUCGGAAACACUUCUGCUGUCACCUACAACAUGUUCGGUCACUUUAAAUUCUGCAUCACUCUGAUUGGAGGAUAUCUGAUCUUCCAGGACCCGUUGUCUCUCAACCAGGCUUUGGGGAUCCUUUGUACUCUGGCGGGUAUCCUGUCUUACACUCACAUCAAGCUGGCCGAACAGGAGGAGGGAAAGAGCCGCCUUGCUCAGAGACCAUAGGCUGACUCACCUGUCAAUCAACUGUAUGGACGGCCCACAGACUGUGUGACCAGCUGCAGAGACCUCUUUAUAUAAAUAUUUUUUAUUUUAUUAUAAGUAUUUUUUUAGGAGAGUGACGACUUUCAUCAUGAUUUCCUGAGGGGGAUUAAAUGGGUACGACACAUCGAGACAUCCUCUGCUCUUCACGCUCUUCUGCUUGGUCCUUUGCUCUUCAACAGUGAGGUUAAUGUUUUUUAGGGAAACUGAAGCUCAUCAAAUCUUGCAGCUCGACUUUUUAAGACGUUUUGAAGGGAAAAUGAGAAGCUGUGUUAACUCCAUGAAACAUCAGACAAUAUGCACUUUUUAUUUUUCAAACAGCUUUUAAACAAAUGCAUGCAGGAAGUCAAAGUCAGUGUCAUUUCUUCACACAUUUCCCGAGCUGUUGAUGGACUGGAUGACAGCUUGACGCAUCCGGUAAACGAGGUUUCCUAAUAACCAAUCAGAGGGAGACUGGAGGACUAUGUCAUCACCGAGUGAGCAGCGUUAAAGGACUAUGAUGGGAGUUCGCACCUGUCUUAUUUAGUUAAAGCACCAUUGAGAGAGGCAUCAAAACCUCAUUUGCUGUAAUAGGCAGACAGUGCCAUAAAAACACUAUAUUAUAAUAGUAAUGACUUUAGUGAAAUAAUAAUAAUAAUAAUAAUAAUAAUAUUUCCUGCUAGUUCUGUCCGUCCAGCAGAAAAGAAUGGCAGCUCAGACCCACUCCAAAAAAAAAAUGUUUAAACAGAAAUACAUCUUCUUCCAUGUGUCCUUAGACAUUUGAUUAGCAGACUAAGCUAGAAGAAGUGGAUAGGAAUCUAGGAUUUGUUGAAGCAGCUUUAGCUCAAAUCUGUGUGUUUCAAAACCUUUACCUGCUCUUUCUGGACUCUAAUCUGUCCAGUAAACCACGUCAAUGUCAAUGAAUUAACAUGUUUGGGUUUUUUGUUUUAAAGUGAAAUCAGAAGGCAGUGGAAUGAAUGUUAUUACCAAAUUUUUAAAAACUGCUUGGCUGCAACAAUCAAAACGUCCACAACAUCAUUAAUCCCAGUUUGUUUGUGGAGCAGCUUCUCGUACACACAGCACAAUAAACAACUAAAUUAUACAAUAUAUAUAUAUAUAUAUAUAUAUAACACACAAAAGGAAUAAAAACACCAGGGAGCUAACGUAGAUUAUAAAAAUCUAUAAAUGAAUGCGAUAAACACAAAAACAAAGAUCAGAAAGGAACAAUUGAAAUAAUAAUAGGCUGUUUAUUAUAUUACACAUUUGCCAUUUGGCAAAAAAAAACCAACAUAACUUGUAUUUAAAUCCUUUGUUUUUAUUAUUAUAGUGAGUUUAAUGUACACACUCAAAUCUGAACCUAUCUAUUAGGUUCCUACUGUUUUCAAGCUGUGUAUUAAUACACACUACUGAGCCUAAAUUAGAAAAUAAGCUGCCUUUCAUUUUUGUUUCUCCCACUCUGCGUUUGAUUCAUCUUUAAAAAAAAAUAAUAAUAAUAAUAAUUGAAUUCAAAGCUAAAAAAUUAGUUUGCUCUGAGUUCAAGAACCAAACUUUGCUGCCUAGUUUGAGUUUUAAAUGAUUGUGUGAAUGAGCCUUUAAACUGAGAAGUUACCUGAUGAAUCAAACAGCAGAAAUGUGGGUUUAUUAUCUUUUGUUUUGUUUUGUUUUUGUUAGUGAUUUAACCAAUUUUUCUUGUUUUUAAUAUCUACAGUAUUUAAGGUUCUGGUUUUUCAGGCUGCCUUUGAUCUCAUUCAGUGUUAUUUUAUUUUAUUUUAUUUGUAACAUUUUUUGACAGAAUUUGAUGACUGAUUGACUCUCAUCACUCACAGUGGACUGGGAUGUCUAUGAUUUAUUAUUUUUAGUUUGGAGAAAGGAAAAAAAACAAAACAUUUCAGCUUUGUGGUCUGCUCUGUUGUCAUGGUAACCGUUCAGGCGGGUUGUUGUGCAUUUAACCAGUAAGUCAUUUUACUGUCCGUGAGUCAUUUUACGCCAGCCUCGCCACAUUUGACGGGACGGAGGUCCGAACAGAGCGCGCUCAGUAGGUUCUACAGCUUUAGAGCGAGGCUUUCUCUAUUUUAACUUUUACCGUGUUCAACAUGUUCACU